Salvelinus fontinalis (brook trout) is the source of this 4646-nucleotide messenger RNA. RefSeq lists its product as uncharacterized. The transcript has 15 exons. Gene Ontology annotation, biological process: mitochondrial fusion. NCBI's taxonomy places the organism in Eukaryota, Metazoa, Chordata, Actinopteri, Salmoniformes, Salmonidae. Bases 3447 to 4646 code for a protein of 399 amino acids. The record is from RefSeq and is a predicted model, not a curated record.
CAAACAAUUAUACUUUUUCAUGUCUUUAUUGAACUCACCGUGUAAACAUUCACAGUGCAGGGUGGAAAAAGUACAAAAAAAGAAAUGUCCCUUUUUCAAGACCCUGUCUUACAGUUGGGAUGAGGUUUUGAUGUUGAUGUUGGUGUGCUGUGCUUUUUUUUUUCUCCACACAGUGUUGUGUGUUCCUUUAAAAAAACUCAACUUUAGUUUCAUCUCUCCACAGAAUAUUUUGCCAGUAGCGCUGUGGAACAUCCAGAUGCUCUUUUGCGAACUUCAAACGUGCAGCAAUGUUUUUAUUUGGACAGUCGGUGGCUGCUUCCGUGGUGUCCUCCCAUGAACACCAUUCUUGUUUAGUGUUUUACGUAUCGUAGACUCGUCAACAGGGAUGUUAGGAUGUUCCAGAGAUUUCUUUAAGUCUUCAGCUAACACUCUAAGAUUCUUCUUAACCUCAUUGAGCAUUCUGCGCUGUGCUCUUGCAGUCAUCUUUGCAGGACGGCCACUCCUAGGGAGAGUAGCAACAGUGCUGAACUUUCUCCAUUUAUAUACAAUUUGUCUAACCGUGGAGUGAUGAACAUCAAGGCUUUUAGAGAUACUUUUGUAACCCUUUCCAGCUUUAUGCAAGUCAACAAUUCUUAAUCUUGGGUCUUCUGAGAUCUCUUUUGUUUGAGACAUGGUUCACAUCAGGCAAUGCUUCUUGUGAAUAGCAAACUGAGUGUUUUUUUAGGGCAGCUCUAACCAACAUCUCCAACAUCUCCAAUCUCCAACAUCUCUAAUCUGGUCUCAAUGAUUGUACUCUAAUUGACUCCAAUUAGCUUUUGGAGAAGUCAUUAGCCUAGGGGUUCACAUACUUUUUCAACUUACACUGUGAAUGUUUAAAUGAUGUAUUCAGUAUAGACAAUAGAAAUACAAUAAUUUGUGUGCUAUUAGUUUAAGCAGAAUGUGUUAAUCUGUUGUUGUGACUGAGAUGAAGAUUAAAUAAAUUUUUAUGACCAAUUUAUGCAGAAAUUCAGAUAAUUCCAAUAGGGUUCAUAUACUUUGUCUUGCCACUGUAUUUGGAUGAUAUGAUGUGAUAUGCGUUUGCCACUUUGGUAAAUGUAAAACGUCUAGAUGAGGAAGAUGAUUAAGUUGCAACAAUGGAGACCACACAUUUGAUAUAGAGUAAUUGCUACAAAAUAUGAAAGGUAUACUUGUUAUAUUUAUGUUUUUUAAAAUUUGAUAUGGAUUAACAUGUGUUUUGAUUUCCAACAUACUGUAAAUCUAUAUCAAUUCCGUUGAUGUACCUUUCUGUGUUCAUAUAUACAGAUUACUGUUAGGGACUUGCUGCUCAUGAUUGGGCACAUAACAAGCUCAGUAUUGGAGGAGGUAAAUAGCAUCCUGAUCCCUGCCUUGGUUGACCUUAUAAGGCUGAGAGCUGCAGAGAGUGAUGCAGAGAGUAUGCUCUCCAUCAGCAAAGACACCAACGAAGAUUCAACCCAGGGCUCUGUCAGCUGUACCUCCCUACUCUCCAAAGUCAAUGUGAUCUGUCUCACUCAGAGUCCUGACAGUAGGUCCUCCCCAAUCUCCAUUGAUGAACCAGUCACUGCUGUCCAGACUUAUUGUAGCAGCAGUUCUCUGUCCAGUGAGGAACGAGCACACUCUUCCUCCAGUCAGAUCUCUAAUAAAAACCUCCUGGCUGCUAGGCCACGUUCUACCAGGCCCCAAUCUGCCAUGCCCCAAUCUGAUAAUGUGACAGGUUAAAGGAAAUACUAAUAGCCUGUUAUACAUUAAACAGUAUUAGUAAAUUCAUAGUAUGUGAGGAUCUUAAAACAUCUAAGGUUAAGAAGAUCAUGCAUUCAGUAUUAGUUGAUAGAUUGAUAACAUUUAUAUAAUUGUGUUCAAAUCCGUCAAGCAUACAAAGGGUACGAAUUGUGAGAGGAAUGUGUAAACGUUAUGUUGAUUACUUUAUGUUGUCGUGGGUAAAAGUGUUAACCUGUGAUCUACUAAAUGCUCUUAAUCUAUGAGCCUGAGAUUGAUUGCUCUGGUCUCCACUCAAAUUCACGGAGAAUUCGCGGUCUUUUUCUCAUUGCACUAAAGGUUCUCAAUGAGUGAACAUGAACCUAUCACUCUCGUGAUUCUUUCCCCCCUUGUUCAGGUACGUUAUUGAUGAUUAAAACGAGUAAUUUAAAUGUAAUAACUUGCUAACAUGUCAAGAGUGUUUAAGGUGUGUCUUAGUAACAUAUUGAGGAAGUUAGUUAAGUUUGCAGAGAGUAAUAUGAGCCGUGCUCGGUUGCAGCUAGCUUCGUACUGCUAGGUACUGCUACGUAGCUGCCAUUUUAUGUCGAUUGUGAAUGAACAUGUGCUUUAAUAAGAUAUUUUGCGGCAUUAUUUGUGUAAUUGUUUUUCAAACACUUUAUUGCCUGUUGAUAAAUUGAGUUAUGGUUUACUGAGUUAAAGCUUUGUGCUUGACAGUUAUAUUGAAAAUAGUAUUUGUUUCAGUGAUGUACAGUGUAUACUGUUGUGACUUGAAUAAAACUAUCUAUUUCCUGUAGAUCUGUUAUUCUGUAAAAUGUGUUACUUAUGUAAAAUGAUUGCACUAAAAGUUCUCAAUGAGUAAACAUUAACCUAUCACUCUUGUGAUUCUUUCCCCCCUUGUUCAGGGGUGUAACACUAAACCACCACCUGCUAAACCACCACCUGCUAAACCACCACCUGCUAAACCACCAUCUGCUAAACCACCACCUGCUAAACCACCACCUGCUAAACCACCAUCUGCUAAACCACCAUCUGCUAAACCACCACCUGCUAAACCACCACCUGCUAAACCACAAUCUGCCACUGACUACUCUGGAACCUUAUCUGCUGUGGUAGGUUGUGGGCAUGUCAUCCCUGUCAAACUGACCUUGGCCAGUUUCUCCUCCUCCAACACCAGCUUCCCCUCCAGCCAGGGCUCAUCUAGCUCAUCUAUCCCUGCCUUGGUUGACCUUAUAAGGCUGAGAGCUUCAGAAAGUGAUGCAGAGAGUAUGCUCCCCAUCAGCAAAGACACCAACGAAGAUUCAACCCAGGGCUCUGUCAGCUGUACCUCCCUACUCUCCAAAGUCAAUGUGAUCUGUCUCACUCAGAGUCCUGACACGAAGAGACCAACACCAACCUCCCCUCCAGCAGCCGCCCCUCCUCGUGCUCUAUCAAGCUUUUAGACAGAAGGAGUGGCAUUCCUUGCUCCCUGGCUGUGAGCUCUAUUUCAACUGUUCCUGGACCUGACUCUAGCAGGAGCCCUAUGCGGGAGAAUCAAUAUGCUACUGAGGUCUCGUCGAUCUGCCUCAGCCAAGAUAGAAAUGGCCAAGGAGGGAGUGUGACACCUCCAGCCCCUUUGGAUGUUUCCCUCCCCUCCGUUAUUGAGCGGGCUGGCGGACUUGUAUGUUCCGUCAUCUCCCAGUCUUUAGCAAUUGUGGAGGCGCGGUCAAGUGUGAAUGGAGGCCACUGGCAAAUGGCAGUUGAUUCCGAUUAGGUUCAGCCCCCUGUACUGUGGGCCUGUUGUGAUCAGGAACAAUGCCGGUCCGGUGGUUAAAGCUUGGAGAACUUUCCAGUUCAUCAGCCCCAUCAUCACCUACAUGCGUGGGGGAUCCCAGCAGGUGGUGGUGAGGAUGCACCAUGUGAGUAGGGUGAGAGGCCUGGAGACUCAACUGGUGUGGGCCAUCUCCAAGGAGACAGCCAGGCUUAGUCCAGAGGGCAUCCCCUACUGUGCCACCAAAGUGCAGUCCAUCACUUGGAUCCAGCGUGUGGCUGGCAGGGUGACCCACUAUGCGUCUCACCUCCGCCACGAGACGUCUGUGGACGUGACGCUUGGCUGCUACCAGCAGACUGAUGUCUCAGUGGUGUACGCCACUCUCCACAUGGGGCUGGACGGGCUUCUCUCCUCUUCAGCGUGGUCGGAGGCUGCCUCCUUCUCUACGCCCACCACUCAGCAGUUCACUGACCCAGAGCCUGAGGGCCACAACUGCUAUGAGGGCUGGGAGGAGGACCUGCUGCCUGAGGAGAGGGAGGUUCCUCUGCUAAACCUCUACCUUAUCACCAAGAGAGUGGAGGACAUCGCCCUGAGGCUCGUCUCCCUGCGCCAGGCCUUCACUACCCUGCUUGGUUCCACCCUGAGCAGGAACCGUCUGUUUGUGGCGGGAAAGGUCCUCCUGGGCGCACUGGUUCUGGCCAACCACAUGGACGAGGCCAAGUUCAUCCGUACCUAUAAGGACUUUGUGGACUACCUGAGUGACCCCUCCAAGCGGAAUGACAUUGAGAGGGAGCUGGCUGAGGCAAAGAUCCAUCAUGUGAACAUGAUAGAUGUCCUCUUUGAGCUGGUGCUGUUUGGGUUAAUGACAGCUCAGAAGUCCCUGAUGGUGCACCCUGGUGGGUUCGUGGAGCGUCUGUACGCUCUCCUGUACUCCUUCCUGCCCACUGCUGCCAACAUGGAGCCAGAGGCUGACAGAUACCUGCUGAUGCUCAAUGAUUCUUGUGACACUUUGCCACCCAACAGGGAUCUAGACACCAAUGCACUACAUUACUUUGCACUGAAUUUGACAUUUUUAAAUAAAACAAGUUGUAGUUCAAAAACAUUUUGCCUGACGCCCACUGUUGACAUGGCUGUGAUCCGAAAGGGACCAAAAAAUAUGUCAUGA